This is a messenger RNA of Cordyceps militaris CM01, 945 nucleotides long. RefSeq names its product 60S ribosomal protein L16. The transcript is spliced from 5 exons. Gene Ontology annotation, cellular component: cytosolic large ribosomal subunit; ribosome. Gene Ontology annotation, molecular function: structural constituent of ribosome; mRNA binding. The record is from RefSeq and is a predicted model, not a curated record. The coding region runs from base 1 to 945 and encodes 314 amino acids. Gene Ontology annotation, biological process: translation; negative regulation of translation. Lineage: Eukaryota; Fungi; Ascomycota; Sordariomycetes; Hypocreales; Cordycipitaceae.
AUGGGGACGAAACUGUUAAAAAGAAAUCGAUUUACGAUGUCUUCCUUCGAGCCUGUUGUGAGUAACUACCAGUACUCAACGGUCCGCCUCUUUCAACGCCCGCACAAGAUCAUUGCGACGGAUUUCGAAGCUUCAUGGGAUGAACGACACGAUGCAUUGGGGGACAUAGCAUAUUUGAGUCUGCACCUUUUGGCAAAAAUACGACCGACGCCGAAAUUGACGCCCUACGUCGCCAUGCAUCCACCCCGCGAAUUGCUAGAUAAACCGUUGCUUUGGGACUUGAUCGUCAUCGUCGAUGGCAAGGGCCACCUCCUCGGUCGCCUCGCCUCCAUUGUUGCCAAGCAGCUCCUCAACGGCCAGAAGGUCGUCGUUGUCCGCUGCGAAGCCCUCAACAUCUCUGGCGAGUUCUUCCGCUCGAAGCGUACGUUGUACCAUUUAUACCCAGCGAGCGACUCGUGUUGCAUUGCACUCGCGCGCAUUGGCGGCCUCGAUCUCAAGUACCACGCCUACCUCCGCAAGAUGACCCGUUUCAACCCUACCCGCGGUGGUCCCUUCCACUUCCGCGCUCCCUCCCGCAUCUUCUACAAGGCCAUCCGCGGCAUGAUUCCCCACAAGACUGCCCGCGGUGCCGCCGCCCUCGAGCGCCUCAAGGUCUUCGAGGGUGUCCCCCCCCCCUACGACAAGAAGAAGAAGAUGGUCGUUCCCCAGGCCCUCCGCGUCCUCCGCCUGCAGCCUGGUCGCAAGUACUGCACCGUCGGUCGUCUCAGCCACGAGGUUGGCUGGAAGUACCAGGACGUCGUCGCCCGCCUGGAGGAGAGAAGAAAGGCCAAGGGUGCCGCCUACUACGAGCGCAAGCGUGUUGCCGCCCGUCAAAUCGCCGACGCCAAGAAGACUGCCGCCGGCAAGAGCCAGGCCUCCAAGAAGCUUGCUGCUCUCGGCUACUAA